GCGAUGUGCGCUUGGAUGCCCGUUUCUAUGGCUGAGUCAGGCCGACUGGGGGCUCGCUUGUUGCCCGCGAGCCAUGCAUGGGGGAUUGCAUCAGCCGAGCUGGCUAGCUCCCCUCCCCCAGCUUCACGCUUUAGUCUCCUCUAGGGGACUCACUGGAGGGAGUUCCCUGUGAACGCGAGGAAGCCAAAGUGCGCCAAGAUCCGCUUCCUCUUGCUUAGGGUGGAGAGCAGGAUGCACUGCAAAGUAGGCGCCCGUGUUCAGCAACUCGUUGCAGGAGAGACUUUCUUGCUUUGAGCCUACAACUAGGAAGUGGAAAGCAAAAACUGGAGAAAUAACGACUUAAUCCUUGGAACAAGCGUUCUUGUGGGUGGGGAAGAAAGCAAAAAAGCCGGUGCUCUUUGCUUUUUGAGGUGUGUGUGGAAAAGCAAGGCAGUCUCCAGUCUCUGGCUUGGCGCCUGGUUUUCCUGGGCCGCGCAUUGAUCUCCUCUCAAGUCGCUGGUGCUUCCUGGGCUUGAUUUACGCACCCUCCCGCAGCAUCAGCCAGCCUGCCCGCCUUGCUCUCGUUGCACCCCGCCCAGCUGCCAGGAUGAUGCAGAUCUGCGAGUCGUAUAACCAAAAACACUCCCUCUUCAAUGCCAUGAACCGCUUCAUUGGGGCCGUCAACAACAUGGACCAGACGGUGAUGGUGCCCAGCCUGCUUCGGGACGUGCCUCUCUUGAUGGAGGAGCUGGACUCGGGAGGCGGUUGUGGUGAAAGGGAGGCCCAGCUGACCCCCAACGGCGGUGCCUAUUGCUCCUGCAGAGACAUGUACAGCCACUACGUGCUGCUCAAGUCCAUUCGCAACGACAUCGAGUGGGGGGUGCUGCAGCAGGCGGGCGAGGAGGCGAGCAGCCGGAAGAAAGAGAAGCUGAACGGGGGCCCCGGCGCCGUGGACAUUAGCCGGGGGAUCCCGGAGGACGAGGAGGUGGAGGAGGAUCUAGAGAAGCAGUUCCAUUAUCAUUUGAGCGGACUGCAUACGGUGCUCUCCAAACUUACCCGCAAGGCCAACGUGCUCACCAACAGAUACAAGCAGGAGAUCGGAGUCAACAACUGGGGACACUGAACCAGGAAGGGGAAAUAAUGCGGUCUGCCUGCCUGCCUGCCUGCCUGCUGAAGUGUGAGAGUGAGGAGAGAGGGAAAUGGGCGUUUGGAAACGGCUAGGGGAGAAUGUCGGCAAGAGUGGACUCUAUGUAUGUGUGUGUCUUAAGAGAGAAACACAGGGCACACUGUGAUUUCAUAAGAAAAAUUGGCAGAGGAAGUGUUAACUGGGGUGAAUGCAAAACCGUGGUGGUCUGGGGUAGAAUGUGAAGAUGAGAGGGUGGAAGGGGACUGACUCUCAUGCUAGGCAUAUCGUUGUGUGAUGUUGCUGUUGGCAACUGUAAGCUUUCAGGAGCCAAGGUGAUGGAGUUUUGCCUGGGGUAGCAGGCACAGCCAGGCAGCCAAAUAUAAAGUUUCCGGAUUCUGAGGACUCGGAAUGAUGUACAGUGGCUCAGGCCAGUUACUGAUAGAGUAUGUUUGUUUUCACUGGAAAACUUUGUGUGUGUGUGUGUGUGUGUGGUGACUGUAGUAGUGGCGAUUGCAUUACUUCUUUCCUAUUUUGCACUACUUUUGUAACACCAAUAUAUAUGUAUAUAAAGUCUAAGAACCUUCUUUGCAUGCUCUUAGAACUGCAGCAAUCUUAUUUUUUACCAACGCACAAAGAUGUACAUUCAUCAAUUCUACUAACUAUUUUUUACAGGCAGGGUAAACAGAUAUUGUUCCCCUUUAAACAAAGCCACUUACCUUUCCAUAUAAUGUAUGAGCUGGUUGACAUGAGGCUGCAAAUAAGUGACUUAAGAACUAUUUAUAUUCUGUUGCAGAGGAUGAAACCAGUUAACUAAUAUGCAUCAAUAUUUCAGUGGAAAGAUAAAUGUUCCCAUUGUUGUACAUGCAUUGAAGACUAUUUAAAACUUUUUUAUCCAGAUGUAGAGUAUAUUCUAAAAUAAAUAAGCAAAUAUAUUGACUAAAA
Messenger RNA from Hemicordylus capensis (graceful crag lizard), 2047 nucleotides. It is a transcript of the gene MID1IP1, whose product is annotated as MID1 interacting protein 1. Gene Ontology annotation, biological process: regulation of lipid biosynthetic process. NCBI's taxonomy places the organism in Eukaryota, Metazoa, Chordata, Lepidosauria, Squamata, Cordylidae. Gene Ontology annotation, cellular component: cytosol. Bases 587 to 1102 code for a protein of 171 amino acids. The transcript is spliced from 2 exons. The record is from RefSeq and is a predicted model, not a curated record.